Molecule: messenger RNA, 1594 nt
Organism: Phaeodactylum tricornutum CCAP 1055/1
Lineage: Eukaryota; Bacillariophyta; Bacillariophyceae; Surirellales; Neidiaceae
Gene: CSN1
Product: COP9 SigNalosome subunit 1
Exons: 1
Coding region: 20-1594 (524 amino acids)
Cellular component (GO): COP9 signalosome
Source: RefSeq, a predicted model, not a curated record
GCAGCAUUAGCAAAGUAGCAUGGUAUUGGACGUUGAAGCUCUGGUCAGUCGCUACCAAGGCGAAGCCAAGAUUCACCGACUCUUGUACAUGGCUUUGCAUCCGCCCGGUGAUGAAAACGCCACGGCUUGGACGGAUCGAUGUUACCGACUCCUGGCAAUCUACCUCAAAGAAAACGACAACGUUAUUCGGUACAAACACGUCUUUGGUCAUAUGCAAUCGUCUUCCGCAUCAACGUCGGCAGAACGAGCAACGGGCAGUACUUCCGCGUCCCCGCUUCGUAGGACACCCGCGUCCGGAUCGGCCACGUCCCAGACGGCGACCGGUGCGUCGUCUACCCUACCCCCUCCCAACCGGGUAGAACCGUACGAUACACGCUGGGUACAGGAAGCGACGCAGCGUGUACGAGCAGCCCGCGAUACUCUGGCGUCGCGUCUAGCGUCGGCACAAUCGCAGCUCCACAAGGAAGCCAUUCGGGUGGCCUAUUUGGCCCUGGCGUCCUACGAGACGCAGGUCGGGAACAUCUCGGACGCCUUUCACCACGCCUUGCGGGCCAAAGAGUACUGUGUCUCACGGCAACAAACCACUCAGGUUAGUCUCAAGGUACUGGAAACAGCGUUGGCCUUGGACAACUAUGCGGCCGUGCAGGAUUUCGCCACGAAACUGGAACACACCCUUGGCAACAACAGUCGUGAAAGCAAUGUCGGAAACUGCUCGAUACGCAUUGCGAUAGCUCUGGGACUGGAGCGUCUGGCGGCGCAAGAUUUCUCCGCAGCCGCCUCACACUUUGCGUCCGUCGUCUUGUCGCCAUCGCAACCAACCGCCGAGCCCUGGACGACGGUCCUCGCUGCGGACGAAGCGGCCGGGUACGCCGGUCUGCUCGCCUUGGCCUGCAGUAGCCCGAAUGCCAUGGCGGCACUGGCGGAGGACGGGGAAGUCUUGGAAUUGGCACCCGCACUACGUCAAGCACUGCUUUUGUGGACCCGAAAAUACGCCUACCGUGAGUGCUAUGAGCUGCUGAUGCGGGACGUCUUUCCCAAGAUGGCCGUCGACGUUUACCUGGGGCCAAUAUUACCACGGCUGCAAACCUUGAUUCGUGAAAAGAUUAUUGCUCAAUACUGGGAGCCGUACCAAAGAAUGGCGCUGUCCACCAUGGCGGAAACGCUUGGACCAGAUUUGGUACCGUCGGAUACGGUCUUGUUGGACCAGAUGGUGCAGCUCAUUACAUCCGGACGAGUCCGAGAUACACGAAUUGAUAUGCAGCAGCGUGUGUUGGUCCGAGAGACGGUAGAGGAAGAAACAUCACGGCUAGAACGAACGCAAGCACAGUUGGAACGCACCACCCGGACCGUUCUGGAUGACACCUUGAUCAUGGUAGUGCGGUUGGCGUGUGUUGAACAUAAUUUGAGUGUCAAGGAUGCCGAAUCGGCAAACGAACCGCGUCGUAAGGGACAUUCCCGCAGGACCCAACCUGCCAUGGAAGACGUGACAUUGUCAUCGGACGACGAGGUAGGAGAAGUCUACGCUGACAUGGUGGCGGAGGACGACGUACCCAUGGAAGAUAUGGAUCAGGCGAAUCCUGAAGAUUUAUACUAG